Molecule: messenger RNA, 6769 nt
Organism: Hermetia illucens (black soldier fly)
Lineage: Eukaryota; Metazoa; Arthropoda; Insecta; Diptera; Stratiomyidae
Product: ankycorbin
Exons: 8
Coding region: 1436-5653 (1405 amino acids)
Biological process (GO): protein localization to ciliary inversin compartment
Cellular component (GO): ciliary inversin compartment
Molecular function (GO): protein binding
Source: RefSeq, a predicted model, not a curated record
AGUGCGAUGGAAUUACACUUCAAAUGAAUGUGUGAUAACUUCGAUGGCGUUAAUACAAAAGAAAUGCGGUUGCGACGUGCUGAAUCAAAGUCCGUGGUUGUCAAAAUUUGCAAACAUUUCGCGUAGCUUUGCGUGUCAUUCGCACUAACAGUAACCGAAAUAAACAAAUUUGUGCCGUAAUUGUGUGAUUGGCUCUGUGUGAUGUGGUGUCAUCGUGUGGGAAAGCAUGGUGGCGGGUGCUCUUAGCGCAAGGACACGUAUGGGGGUGGGGGCCAGUACAGGCUUCGAGUUGACAACUGUUUGCAAACCAAUUGUGUCGAUUGUAUGUUGUUUUUAUUUGCCUAGCCCCACUUAUAGGCGCUAAUAGAAUGUACAUAACCCAAGGAUCGCGUGACAUCCGUGCACAAAUGUUGGCAGAGUUGAAAACGAUUUUAUGCUGUGCCAAAUUGAAGUUAAGGGUUAAAAUUAGAACUUGAUUGUUGCUUAACACCGCCAACUUAAUGUUGAGCUGCUUCUUUGCGAAAUAACGUGCAAAACAUUAUUUUUGGAGAAACAUUUCGUGAGAAAGUUCUGCCAUAAUUAAGUUUUCAAAAGAACCCGGCGUUGCUUGUGCAGGGCCUUGUAUUGAUUUAUUGGCUGUGCGUAUCCUCCACUAUUGCUACCCCGUGUUGAAAUUAGUUCUCUUCCUCCCCAAAAAUUUAACAAAUUCGAGCCAAACGCUAUGUUUUCUUAUGAAUGACUCGUCAACAGGAAUAUUUUUCUCCUUUGCUUUCACUUAGAAAAAAAUCUGUCUGAAAAUAGAGCACAAAAGCCAAACUUUUUUUGCUUCGAAGCUGCAGAACUUGGCGGUUUUAAUUAUCGACGUCGUCAGAAUGGGGAAUAGGCUUGGGAAAGCUUACGUUUUUCACUGUAAUUAGUUUCAGAUGAAACCAGGUAAUUCAAGGUCCACCUUUUGAUGUUGUGUAUUCCAGUCAAGUCCGAUCAUUGAGCCAAGUACACUAGCUCCUUUUCACUCGCUGUAUUCAAUUCCUUCAAUAUAAUUUCCAAGUCAGGGCUUGAAUGCUGCUAUGUGUGAGUUUCUCUUAAGGUGGUCGCCUUUUCGUUAAAAUCAAUGUGCCGUACCCCAGAGCCUUUAAUUGCGGGGGCGAUUCAUGUCAGGGGUUCAGGCCAUAAUUCAUGUAAACUAAUUGGAUCAGCAAAAGUGGCUCAACGGUAGGGAGCACUUACGUUGUAGCCCAUUCAGGAGCAUUGUGAAAGCUUUCAUGUGUCAGUAAAUGGCGCAAUUUUUCGGGCAUUUCUUCCUACUUUGUUCAGGGUCCCUUCGGUGCAGAGCACAUGUGUUAGAGAUGUUGUGGUGUGACUGUGUUGUCGGUGUCAAUAGUGUAUCGCAUUGUGGCGCAAGUACGAGGGCGUCGGGCCGGAAGAAUGUUUAUUAAUGGAGUGUAAUAAACACAACAUGAAAACGGUGUCAUCGCCUCGCAAAGAGUCGCAUUCGAAAAGAAAGGAUCGCACGCGAACUGUGCACAGCGCUGUCAAACGCUUAAUGCGGGGCUGCACAACUUUAAUGCAUGCAUGCCAACAAGGACACACAGGGACAAUCGUGAAGGAACUAAGGACUAAGCCCGAAGCCGUGUUUUUGCGCGACCGGAGCCGUAAAUCGGUAUUACACUACUGCAGUGGACAACGCGAUCUCGUGGCGGCCGCAAGUAUUGCUGUUGCAGCUCCAGAACUCCUGGAGUCUGCGGAUGAAGAUGGCUUCACCCCACUGCAUCUGGCCGUCAUCCAAGGCAACAUAGCAAUGGUUAAUUUACUGUUGGCGAACAAAGCAGACGUGAAUGCAUUGGAUAAUGAAGGACAUUCGGUCGUGCAUUGGGCUACAGUUUGCGGCGAAGUGGAAGCUUUACGCGCUGUUCUAGCUGCCGGUGCAACAGUUACAACCCCAGAUAUCAACGGCGGAAGUCCACUUCAUUAUGCGGCUCAAAUGUGCGGUGCGAACUAUGAAGGAAAUUUGGGGAAAGCUUCUUCGAAACUCGCUUUAGAAAUUUUAGAUAUUUUGAUUAGUCAUCCGAACUCAUCAGUUGAUGUUGCAGACAAAGAUGGACGCCAACCACUACUAUGGGCUGCCUCGGCGGGAUCUGCAAAAGCAAUAAUCAGUUUAAUAAACGCUGGAGCACGUGUGGAAUGUGCUGAUAAGGAUGGUCUUACAGCAUUACACUGUGCAGCCUCUCGAGGACACACAGAAUGUAUUGACACACUUAUAAGUUUAUGUGGAGCCCCGACAGAUCUUAUAGAUUCCAAUGGUUGUACUGCACUCCAUUACGCUGUAACAUUAGGACAUGCCGAUGCAACAGCUCGUUUGUUGGAACUCGAAGCCGAUCCGAAUCGGCAAGACAGGAAAGGACGCACACCUGCUCAUUGUGGUUGCGCCAAGGGGCAAUUUGAAACAGUUAAACUGCUUAAAGAGAAGGGUGCUAACCUAUGGCUCAGAAAUGCAAAAGGUGAUCUUCCCGUGCAUGAAGCAGCUUCUUCUGGUAGACGGGAGUUGGUGGAGUGGCUUUUGGAGCAAAGGCCGAAGCAUGUCAAUACCACUUGUAACGAUGGAAGAACUUUAUUGCACAUAGCAGCCACUAAUGACUACACUGAUAUGUGUAAAAUGCUACUGGACUUCGGGGCGGAGAUUAAUUGUAUACACCGGAAUUGCAAAGGCCAGGUGUUCACACCAUUAGAUUGUUCACUCCAGAAAGGACAUCGAUCAACUGCUAAAUUCCUGCAGUUAAAUGGAGGCCUUCCGGCUAGCAAACUGCAUUUGUCUGCUCGGCGGCCAAACGCUUUCAAUGAUCAAGAAUUGGUGAAACCUUUGAAAUACGAGAAAAAAGACGUCCAGGAAAUCAAAACAGGCAAGAAGUAUAUCAUAUAUGUUAGGCAAUCAGAUUCUGAGUGUAGCUGCUCAGAAUAUGUUCUCCAUAAGCAACGAAAGCACCAACCACAUGUUUGUCAGGAACAUCGCAAACGGGCACGAAGGAGAACGAGCAGUUGUGGAGAAGCUGAGGAUAUAACAAAAGACGACAGUUGCAGUGAUAUCUGUAGAUCUAAAAGUAAUAUCGAAAUCAGGAGAAAGCGUUCAAAAGAUCGCAGUUGCAGUAGCAGCAGUGAAGAAGAAGACUCUUGCGAGAAUUGCUGCCGUCAUAAAAAAAAGCUUAAGCGAAUCAAAAAGCGCGGAAAAUAUUCCAAAAAGUCGAAGGAGCAUAUAUUUUCCCCAAGAGAUUACAGCAGUAGAGAAGCUUUGGAGAUGGCCAAAUCAGAUGAUGCUCUAUACAAGGAGCAACCAAUAGCAAAGCCGGAAAAGGUGUUAACAUUCACCGUGGGAAAUUUACCGGUGCCCCUCCAGUCUGUUGAAACGGAUAUGCCUGUGCCCGACACGGAAAAUGCAGCUAAACAAUCAGGUCAGAAUGUAGAAAAUGAGGUGGUAAAAGUGACAACUAUAGUCACCGAAGCCGAAAUUCAUGCAGUGAACGAUGCUGAUUUAGCCGCUGAAAAACCAUCGGUAGAAAGUGAGAAACCAGUUUCUAUGGAAGAAAAAGCUGCCAUUCAAGUCGAUUCAAAGCAAGAUUUAGCCGAACAAAUCGAUUUGGUACUGCAAGAUGCUUCCAUCGCCGUUGAUAAAGCAGAGACAACGAUAACUAGUGAAAAAGUAAGUGCAGACCAUGCUGCGGAAGCGUCUGAUGCGGUUGAAAAAGUUGAUGCUGGCGAAACAGCUGAUACUGUCAAAAGUGCUAGUACUGAUGAAGCAACUGAUGUUGCGAAAGCAGCUGAUGCAGUCGAACCCAUACAGCCGGUAGAAAAUAUAGCCAUUGGAGAAAGCUCCGGAAGUGGCCAAGAUGUUAAUGUUCAAGAGAAGAGUAACGAGCCUGAUUCCGUCAUCGCAACGCAUUGCACUUUAGAGACAGAACAAGAAAACAAGCCACCAGUAGAAGAAAAAACUGAUGAAAUGGAACAACAUAGUUUGGUCGAAAAAGACCAAAAGCCGCUAAUUGAAGCUGAAACUACUGAAAAGGAAGUUCCUAUAGAUGACGAAAAAACUGUAGAAGCUGCUGAGGAGCCUGCUUUUCAAGAUACUACACUGCUUCAAGCAUCUGCUGCUGAGACCGUAACUGGAGGAGAAGCUACGUGCCUUGCAGCGGAAACAGUGGAAGCUCCAAGGCAAUCCGUAAACGAGGAUUCCAUGCUGACAUCUGAAAAAAUUGCCGGUAAGCCACAUGAAGAGGCAACUCAAGAUGCAUCUAAAAUUGAACAGCCAGAUCAUUCGCAACCAGCUCAAGAUAAAGAGCACCGUCGGUCUUUCACAGUGAUUUCAUCACCACCACAAGAAGAAAAGUCUCCACGUAAAAGUAGCUUCACUGUUUUGAAGAGUGAUGAAUCUAUUGACGUCGAAGACGCGGUAGCCAGUUUUGAUCAGGAUGAUCAACCUAGUUUUCAGUUUAUAAGCGCAAAAUCACCAAAAGCACAUUCUGACGAUGAAUACACUUCUGACGAAGCUGAAGAAGAAGAGGAUGUCGAUAACAUGACGGCACACAUUAAGAGGGCUGCUGGGGCCACGACUCGUUUUACAAAGCAUGCAGGCGCUGCCUCUUUCCAGGACUUUAAUAACCGCAAACGACGACUAAAAAAGCGCAUUAAGCCUUCGGAGAAGCCUAGGGCGUGGUCCAGCAUUGGAGCUCCUAUACAUCAAGGGAGUAAGGAUCAAGAUUCUGGAUUUGAGCCGAGCCCCCGUACCAUGAAAACGAAGAUUCCGUCCCCAAGAAUCAUUCACACAGCUGUACCGCCUCGGAGGCCCAUUUACGCUACUCUUGACAACAGGUCGUGCAGUAGCCGACUGGAAAAUAGAAAGCUGGGAGACAGGAAUGCAUGCAAUAUGACCGCAGUGACGAAGUCCAUACAAAAGAAUAUGCGGAGAUAUUACAUGGAACGUAAAAUCUUUCAACAUCUCCUCGAGCUUAAAAGCUUGCAAAUCCGGUCGAGCAAACUGAACGAGGCUGUGCUGGUGAAACGAGCGGUAGACGACUACCACAAGUCCUGCAUGGCGUUGGGUGUGGAGACGGGAGGAUCCUUGCGACGCUACCCUUAUACCGAUUACACUUUUAAAAAUUUCGAAAUGUUUCUUUAUGAGACACUCAAGAGUCUACAGAAGAGCGGCUCCAACAAUUUCCAAAACAUUGAGGAAGUCUACCAGGAGGCUGAGAGACGAUUGAGUCCUGACUACAAUACGUAUGAGAAGGCGCUGCAAUGUACGACAAAAACCCAUAGAUGCUUCCAUGCAGCUCAUGCCUACACUGGAAUUCCUUGUGCUGCUUAUAUUCCAUUUAUCAAUCAUCAUACAAUACCGAAAUUCGGAUUCGGUCCAUACAAGAAAACCGGAAUUGGAAGUUUCUAUUUGCCAAAAAUCUUGACAGGACAUGCGAAAGGUGGAAGCAAAGUAUCUCUAGAGCUGUCCCACGGGCGGAGCAAACAGCUCAUACCACUGCCAUCUGAAAAACUAGAUAGUAAUAAGCGAUAUUACGUGACAUUUACGGUUAAGGGCUCGGAAGCGGGCGAGAAAGGACUCCGACAGACUACUGAGAACGUCGCUGCUGCUGAUGGUGGUGCGAAGGAAUAGAUGAUUUUGUUUAGCGUGUACGGAGACUAAGGAGCGUAUCUUCGUCGACCCGGAAGUGUUUUUCUUGUGAAAACGAGGAAUUGUCGAAUGUGUUCAAUUCUACAAUUGUAGUUGAAAUAAUUUACCGAGAAAAAUCUCCUUCUCGGUUAUUCUAAGUCUUUCAAUGUAGCGUGAGAUUUAUGCACUUAACAAGCUGUUACUAUUUUAAUGCAAACCCCAUCUGUUUCCAUUGCAUUCUUAAUUAUCUUUUGAGUGUGUAUCGAUUCAAAGCAACAAAUAUGCAGAAAACUCCAUGACCCGGAACCUCCAAGAUUCAACAAAUAUUCUACAACGAUAUUUAUUCCAUAGUCUUCCAUUGAUGUUUGCAAAGUAUAGUCCUGGUACAUAUGUGCAACCUUUUGAACGCGGAAUAAAUAGCUGUGCGAGGUCAUCAGUAAAAGGGAGUCAGCAAUUUUUAUUCAUUGCGGUUUCACGUAUUUAUAUAAAUUCUGUAAUGGAUACUGUAAUUAAUUGCGUAAAUAUUUACCCUGUUGGCUGCCGCAGGCUCGUUCACUUGUUUCGUUUAAUAUUCGGUUGAAACUUUAUUUAAAAUUUAAAUCUUUUGGAAUCGAUUACAAUGAAGGCAUGGCCUCUGCAAAUAUGUUUUCAUCAAACCAAGGUUUUGAUUUCUACCUAGUUGGAUUAAGAGGUUUAAUUUUCCUUUUGGAAAAAACCAAAAUGAACAGACGUGAAAGAAGGAUUAAAGUAAAAUGUCCUGCAAAACACUUUAGGCAUUUGUGUACCUCUCAACACGCGAAUAACAAAUUACAUUUUAAUGAGCCGAGUUUCGAUCGAUGCAUAUUUUUUAGUUUUUAUAUUAUUUUGUAAUUAACAAAAAAAUGGUUUUUAAUUUUCAUUAAUUUUUGUUGAAAAGAAAAGCAUAUUUGGGUGCUUUUUUGUAGGAAGGUUUAUUUUUGUGUCAUAUUUCAAUUUCUGACCUUUUUUAACUAAACAGUAGAGUUACUAAAUGCAAGGCACCUUCAAGUCAUGGAAAGAAACACAUCUACAACUAGUAGUUAGUUAAACAAAAAUAAGUUACUCAAAAUUGAACCAAGGACAAAAUAAAAAUGUACACAG